Leguminivora glycinivorella is the source of this 1195-nucleotide messenger RNA. Its product is annotated as acyl-CoA Delta(11) desaturase-like. The coding region runs from base 123 to 1139 and encodes 338 amino acids. Gene Ontology annotation, cellular component: endoplasmic reticulum membrane. Gene Ontology annotation, biological process: unsaturated fatty acid biosynthetic process. The transcript is spliced from 5 exons. Lineage: Eukaryota; Metazoa; Arthropoda; Insecta; Lepidoptera; Tortricidae. The record is from RefSeq and is a predicted model, not a curated record. Gene Ontology annotation, molecular function: iron ion binding; stearoyl-CoA 9-desaturase activity.
AGGUAAGUACAAUGACAUGGUCUGCUCCAAAGGUUUUCUUUCAUUGCGUGUGCCAAAUCUAACACAAUUCACACGUGUCGUAUCGGUACCUAAGUUAAGUUAAAACACUUCUUAGAACCUAUAUGCCUAUACAAGAUACGGAAAAAUAUUUAGUAGGAAUGCCGAAAGUUGAAGACAAUAAGCCACAUAAAGAAGAGUAUACCAAGAAGCAGGAUCAGACAAUGUCACGGGAUUACACUAUAGUUUGGUCCAUGGUCCUUGUUAUGGUAUACUGGCAUGUCGGAGCAUUGUAUGGACUGUACUUAUUGUUGUUUAAGUCUGUCAGAUUGGCUACGUUAUUACUCAAUUUCCUAAUAUACAUGGCGACGAGUUGGGGAAUCGGUGCCGGCACUCAUCGCCUCUUCUGUCACAGAGCCUACAAGGCGAACUACCCUGUACAGGUCCUGCUCAUGAUAUUCCACACCUUCGGAUGUCAGUCUACUGUCAUCAACUGGGCGAGAGAUCACAGAUUACACCACAAGUAUACGGACACGGAUGCCGACCCAUACAACUCCAAAAGAGGGUUUUUUUUCUCACACAUCGGCUGGUUGUUAGUGAAAAAGCAUCCAGAGCUUAUUGAGAAAGGCAAAACGAUAGACCUAUCGGAUUUGUAUGAAAAUCCUGUGUUGCAGUUUCAAAAGAAAUAUUACGUCGCCCUCAGUUUGUCACUAGCCUUCAUACUACCAUCGCUCACACCAGUGAUCUUCUGGCACGAAUCUCUGAACAACUCCUACCACUUAUCCCUUCUCCGUAUAGUCCUUGGCUCCCACUUAGUUUUCUCCAUCAACAGCGUAGCCCACAUUUUCGGCAACAAGCCGUAUGACAAAGUUAUAUCACCAACAACCAAUGUAACAUUGGCCGUUCUCACUUUUGGAGAAGGCUAUCAUAAUUACCACCAUGUUUUUCCUUUUGACUAUAGAGCAUCGGAGUUUGGAAACAACUUCUUGAAUUUUUCGACGAAGUUCAUUGAUUUCUGCGCGUGGAUUGGGUGGGCGUAUGACUUGAAAUAUGUUUCUGGUGACGUUAUUGAGGGGAGAGCGAAAAAAACUGGAGAUGGAAGCGAUUUGUGGGGAAGAGGCCAGACAAAAAUUAAAGGAUGAUUCCAUUGGCCGUAUUUAACAGUGGUUUGUGGUUAAAUAAGUUUAAAUACACAAUU